Messenger RNA from Malassezia japonica, 1548 nucleotides. Its product is annotated as 3-oxoacid CoA-transferase. Gene Ontology annotation, biological process: ketone body catabolic process. The record is from RefSeq and is a predicted model, not a curated record. The transcript has a single exon. NCBI's taxonomy places the organism in Eukaryota, Fungi, Basidiomycota, Malasseziomycetes, Malasseziales, Malasseziaceae. Bases 1 to 1548 code for a protein of 515 amino acids. Gene Ontology annotation, molecular function: succinyl-CoA:3-oxo-acid CoA-transferase activity.
AUGUUAGCCCCACUUCUGCGCGCCGCUGUGCGUCGCGAUACCCGCCCGCUGGUGCGCACCUUUGCAAGCUGCCGCCCUCUGUUCAAGGUUGAGGCGUCUUCGAAGUUGUUUGACUCGGCGAGCGUGGCCGUGCAAGACAUUCCUUCUGGCGCCUUGGUGCUGGUCGGUGGGUUUGGCCUGUGCGGCACGCCGGAGACGCUGAUCAAGGCUGCGGCCGCGCGUCCUGACCUCGAGAACCUGACGGUGGUCUCGAACAACAUGGGUGUCCCUGGCAAGGGUCUCGGCACGCUGGCCGAGGCGAAGAAGAUUUCGCAGGCGAUCAGCUCGUUUGUCGGUGGAAACCGCGCGUUUACGACGCAGUUCCUCAAUGGCGACGUGUCGAUGCAGCUCAUUCCUCAGGGUACGCUUGCGGAGAAGAUCCGUGCGGGUGGUGCCGGUAUCCCUGCGUUUUAUACCCCCACCGCCGUCGGUACGGCCGUCGAGAAGGGCGAGCUGGUGAAGCAGUACAAGAAGCAGACCAAGGAGGAGAAGGAGAAGAAGCUCCCCCUUGAGCCCAAGAGCUUCACGGCGCCCCGCGAGACGCGUGAGUUCAACGGCCGCACCUUUAUGCUCGAGGACUCCAUCCAGGGCGACUUUGCUUGGAUCCACGCCUGGAAGGUCGACGAGGCGGGCAACACCGUCUUCCGCCGCACCGCCCGCAACUUUAACGAUGCAAUGGCGCGCUCGGCCCGCACGACGAUCAUCGAGGCGGAGGAGAUUGUGCCCGUUGGCUCGAUCGACCCCGACCAGGUGCACCUGCCCGCGAUCUUUGUCAACCGCAUCGUCAAGGCCACCGAACCCAAGUGCGUCGAGGUGCUCAAGCUCCAAAAGACGGAAGACGCGGGCGGUUCGCAGGAGGGUGCGAAGCGCGACGUGAUUGCUGCGCGCGCUGCCAAGGAGCUGCGUGACGGCAUGUACGUCAACCUUGGCAUCGGUAUGCCCGGCCUCGUGCCGAGCUUCCUGCCGGAGGGCGUCAGCGUCACGCUCCAUGGCGAGAACGGUCUGCUGGGCACGGGCCCCUACCCCGCCACGGAGGCCGACGUCGACUCGGACCUGACGAACGCGGGCAAGGAGUCGGUGACCUUCUUGCCUGGUGCGUCGUCCUUUGACUCGUCCGACUCGUUCGGCAUUGUGCGUGGCGGCCACCUGGAUGUGACGAUGCUGGGUGCGCUCCAGGUCGCUGCGAACGGUGACCUGGCCAACUACAUGAUCCCCGGCAAGCUCGUCCAGGGUAUGGGCGGUGCGAUGGACCUCGUGUCGAACCCCGACAACACGCGCGUGAUUGUCCUGACGGAGCACACCGACAAGUUCGGCCGCUCCAAGGUGGUGGAGAAGACCGACCUGCCGCUCACCGGCGAGCGCUGCGUCGACCUGAUCAUUACCGAGCUCGCCGUGUUCAAGGUGAACCGCGAGCAGGGUGGCCUCACCCUUAUUGAGCUUGCUCCGGGCGUCACCGAGGAUGUGGUGCGCGAGAAGACCGACGCUCCUUUCCAGGUCGCACUCCAGUAG